Messenger RNA from Dichotomopilus funicola, 2325 nucleotides. Its product is annotated as exocyst complex subunit Sec15-like-domain-containing protein. Gene Ontology annotation, biological process: exocytosis; intracellular protein transport; Golgi to plasma membrane transport. NCBI's taxonomy places the organism in Eukaryota, Fungi, Ascomycota, Sordariomycetes, Sordariales, Chaetomiaceae. The coding region runs from base 1 to 2325 and encodes 774 amino acids. The record is from RefSeq and is a predicted model, not a curated record. Gene Ontology annotation, cellular component: membrane; exocyst. The transcript is spliced from 10 exons.
AUGCCAAGGAAACCCCAGACCUGGGAUGAUUAUGACUCGGCUGUCACUCAGAUCAUCCUUGCGCCAUCCGACUCCGAGUUUCUCGAUCAGUUGAUACCCGUUCUGAAAGAUGCGACCGCUAGCAGCCGGAUUGGAUCGCUAGUCCAGAGCCUCUCUCAAUAUGCCGAGGAGCGCGAGGGUGAUAUCGAGCGGAUCGGUUUGACCAAGCAUGAGGAAUUUCUGAGCUCUGUCGACCAGCUGCAGGAAGUGCGCGAAGGCACCGUGGUUCUGACUGCUGAGAUUCUUGACCUCAACCAGUCGAUUCAAGCGAGCACGGAGAAGCUUGCGGAGCAGAAGCAGGCCCUAGUCAACACACGAGGCGUACGCCAGAAUAUUACGGAGGUCUCCGAUGCCCUCGAGGAGUCUCUCAAAAUUUUACACGCUGUAAACAAUGCCCACGAUCUGAUUCGGAAGAAGAAAUACUAUGCCGCCCUCAAGUCUUUGGAGGACCUACAAAAUGAAUAUCUGGUCCCCAUCAUCCAGAAUAAGUUUGCGACUCAGUACAAGCUCGCCGAUAUGAUCCAGAAGUCGAUACCGGCAUCCCAAAAGGCGAUAUCAGAAGCUGUCAUGUCGGAUCUGAACACUUGGUUGUUCAUUGUUCGAGAGUCGUCGCAAUUUUUGGGGGAAGUCGCUUUCUUCCAUACCUCGGAAAGAAGAGACAGGCAAAAAGAAAGGAUGGCGGGGAAUGAGUUGUUGAGUCGGUUCAAGCUGAACUCUGCCAUUGAGCUGGUAUUUGAUGAGAAUGACGAGUUUGACGUGCUUUUCAACGAUGAGCUCCAGGUCGAUUUCACACCCCUCCACGAGGCGUUGCAUAUCCACGAAGCCCUCGGCCAGGUUGACAGGUUUCGCGCCGAGUAUGCUGCCACAAGGCGGCAGCAGAAAGAUUUGAUAAUACCUAGCACGGAGAACAUAUUUUCCAACGACGAUGAUGAGUCUCUCAAGGGUCUGUUGGAGAGUGUGGCCGGGUUCGCAAUUAUUGAGAAGGCCACCAUGCAACGUGCGCCGUCAGUUCGGUCGACGCUGGACGUCGACGAGCUUUGGGAUUCAAUGUGCCAGGCUACCAUCAGGAUUACGUCCAAGUCAUUAGAUAUGAUCAACGACGCGGAGUUGUUGCGCAAGAUCAAGGAUGAUAUUGCCCUCUUCAUUCAAACUAUGGAGGGAUGGGGGUAUUCCGCAUCGUUGGUGGACAACUUUCAGCUUGUCCUGUUUCGCAAGUACGCUGACUUGGUGCAACGUAAAUUUGGGGAAGACUUUCAAGAAGUCGUAUCGACGGAUGAUUACAUGCCCAUGACCAUCAAGUCGCGCGAAGAAUAUGAUGAGGUCUACUCCGCGGUCCUGUUUGGCGGCGAGAUACCCCCCGAGGAGGUUACACUACCAGCUGUCUUCCCCUUUUCCAAGAUGUUUCCGCUUUGUUGCUUAAAUAUCGAGGGGUGCCAACAGCAGUUCCGGGCUUUUACCAAGGAGAAUUUUGAUCAUCCCAAUCUCGUCGACGAAACCCUUCGAAGGACAUUGGAUGAACUGCUUACCGAUAUCGUUUGCCAAAACCUGGUGGAGCGGCUAAAUUCCCAAUACCUUGGCCAAAUCGUUCAAAUCUUGACGAAUCUGGAGCAUUUCGAGUCCGCUUGUCAAAACCUUGAGAAACAACUGAUCAAGGGGCGCUCGACCACAUCGGCCGGAGGCCCGGUGACUUUGAAAGCGACCGAGUUGUUUAAAAGUAGUAAGAAGACGGCCGAAAAGCGAAUUUUCGAGCUUGUCAACUCUAAAAUCGACGAUUUGGUGGACACAUCCGACUACGACUGGGCCGCCACGACGAAACCGGAUGCGCCGAGCGGUUACAUGGUGACGCUCACGCGCUUCCUCGAAACUAUCAUGACAUCGACACUGCUGGGCCUCCCACGAGAGAUCAAAGAGCUCAUCUACUUUGACGCGUUGAGUCAUGCAGCAAAUAAGAUCCUCGCCCUCCCCCUGUCCCCGGAAGUCAAAAGGAUCAACCCCAACGGUGUGGCCGCCAUGGCGCUUGACGUGGCCCACUUGACCGGCUUUGUCAGCCAGCUCGAAAAUGCUUUCAUGCUGGAGCAGAACCUAGACGAGCUGCAACAGACGGUGGCGCUAAUGCAGAGCGAGAACCACGAAGAGUUUUAUGAUAUCUCGAUCCGCAACAAGAAGUACGGCCGUGUGGACGCUAUGAAUGGGCCUGUGUUAUUAGAAAAAAUUACAACAACGGUGGAGAACACAAGCCGGACAGCACCACUCGCUAACUUCGGGUCGCGCUUUGGUUUGAGGUGA